Pterocles gutturalis (yellow-throated sandgrouse) is the source of this 1266-nucleotide messenger RNA. RefSeq names its product mucin-2-like. The record is from RefSeq and is a predicted model, not a curated record. Bases 1 to 1266 code for a protein of 421 amino acids. The transcript has 3 exons. NCBI's taxonomy places the organism in Eukaryota, Metazoa, Chordata, Aves, Pterocliformes, Pteroclidae.
AUGCCCAUGCCAACUGUCACUGAGACAACCAUCGCAAAGACAACCAUCAGCAAGAUAACCAUCCGCACACCCACGAACACCGUGACAACCACCCCCACACCAACCGUCGCUGUGUCAACAGUCCCCACGCCAACCAUUGCUGAGACACCCAUCCUGGAAACACCCGUCCCCGCUGCAACCAUCCCGCAGACACCCAUCGCUGAAACAACGGUCCCCAUGCCAUCAGUCCACACGCCAACCGCCGCCAAGAUAACGGUCACCACGCCAACCAUCUCCGAGACAACGACAACGGUCCCCACACCAACCGCCGCCAAGAAAACGGUCCCUACGCCAACGGUUGCCACGCCAACCGUCGCCGAGACAACGGUCCCCAUGCCAACCGUCACCAAGACAACGGUCCCCACACCAACCUUCACCGAGACAACCGUCGCCGAGACAACGGUCCAGACCCCAUUCAUCCCUGAAACAACCGUCUCCAAACCAACCUUCGCCAACACAACCAUCGCCGAGACAACCAUCCCCAUGCCUACCAUCGCCGAGACACCCAUCACAGAGACAUCCAUCCUGGAAACACCCGUCCCCGAUAAAGCCAUCCCGGAGCCACACAACGCUGAAACAAUGGUCCCCACGCCAUCCGUCCACACGCCAACUGGACCCGAGACAACCCUCCUGACUCCAACCACCCCCACGCCAACCGCCGCUGUGUCAACCGUCCCCACACCAACCGUCGCCGCGACACCCAUUCUGGAAACACCCGUCCUUGCUGCAACCAUCCCGCAGACACCCAUCACUGAAACAACGGUCCCCACGCCAUCCGUCCACAUGCCAACCGCCGCCAAGACAACGACAACCGUCGCCGAGACAACGGUCCAGACCCCAUUCGUCCCUGAGACAACCGUCUCCAAACCAACCAUCGCCAACACAACCAUCACCAAGACAACCAUCCCGACUCCAACCACCCCCAUGCCAACCGGCGCCAAGACAACGGUCCCCACGCCAACCCUUCCCACACCAACCGCCGCCACGCCAACCUUCGACAACACAACCAUCCCCACGCCAACUAUCACCGAGACAACCAUCCCGCCAACCGUCACUGAAAAAACCAUCACCAAGACAACCAUCGCCAUGCCAACCGUCACUGUGACAACCGUCAACUACACGCCAACUAUAACCACGCAAACAGUCGCUGAGACAACCGUCCCCACGCCAACUGUCACUGAGACAACCAUUGUUAAGACAACGAUCCCCACGCCCACCAUUGCCUAG